Messenger RNA from Penicillium verhagenii, 1104 nucleotides. Its product is annotated as pyridoxamine-phosphate oxidase PDX3. Gene Ontology annotation, biological process: pyridoxine biosynthetic process. The transcript has a single exon. Gene Ontology annotation, molecular function: FMN binding; pyridoxamine phosphate oxidase activity. Bases 1 to 1104 code for a protein of 367 amino acids. Lineage: Eukaryota; Fungi; Ascomycota; Eurotiomycetes; Eurotiales; Aspergillaceae. The record is from RefSeq and is a predicted model, not a curated record.
AUGUCCUACACCGCGCAGAACCGAAAUGGAGGGGACACACGACCCCCCGCAGUGGAAGAAAAAAAGACCUCCAAGCUAACCACAUUCUUCCCCACAGUUGCACCAGGCGAUAUAUCAACAACCCCAGAGUUCGGAGCCACCGAGCUACCAACCUCGCAAUCCCAAGCGGCCCCAUCCCACCUCAACCCCGCCGAGGCCCUCCGCUCCGAAACCUCAACCCCAAACUCCACCACCGAAAGCCAGAUCCUCUCCCACCCCGCACGCGCGCACCAAUUCAUCACAAACCCACCUCUAACCGUCUCCCAAAUCCACGGCACAAACCCCCUCCACCAAUUCCACUCCUGGUUCAAAGACCCCCGCCUCUCGCCCAGCUCCGCCCCAGAAACCUGCACCCUAGCUACAGCCGAGCUCCCCUCCGGCCGCGUGAGCGCCCGCAGCGUCUACCUGAAGGAGCUCGACGAGCGCGGCUGGGUUGUGUAUAGUAACUGGGGAAGCCGCGAAGGCAAAGGCGGACAGGUAUUUGGCCGCGAGGACGGAAACGGAGAAGGGGAAGCACCUACUAACCUCCCCGAGCCGAGCGAGGCCGCAGCAUCCCACCUGGGCAACAGAUGGGGGGCGCUGACAUUCAGCUGGGCGAGCGUUGAGCGCCAGGUGCGGGUUGAGGGACUUUUGGAGCCGUUGAGUCGGGAGGAGAGCGAGUUGUAUUGGCGGACGCGGGAGCGGGGGAGCCAGAUUGGUGGGUGGGCUAGUUGGCAGAGUAAGGUGCUUUGGUCUGCGGAGCCGGGUCAGUUGGAGGAGCACCAGCGGCGGAAGAGCGUUGCGCGCGUGCAGGAGGCUGCGGCGGGAUCGGACACUUUGGCGGGUCUUGAUCAGACGGAUAUUGAUGAUGGGAGGGCGUUACUUGAGCAGCAGGUUAAGGAUAUUGAGGCCAAGUUUGAGGGCGUGAAGGAUAUUCCGCUUCCGCCAUUUUGGGGUGGUGUUCGAUUGGUGCCGGAGUCUGUUGAGUUCUGGCAGGGUCGUCGUAGUCGAUUGCAUGAUCGCUUCCGUUACGUGCGAGUUGAGGGUGAAGGUGGUCAGUGGCGUUUGCAGAGACUUUCUCCGUAG